UGUGUGUGUGUGUGUGUGUGUGUGUGUGUCUCUCUCUCUCUCUCAGGGCUCUGCCGGUGAUGUUCGCUGUCACGCUGGAUCUCAGGAUAUUCGCCAACAACGCGGAGCAGCAGUUGCAGAAGAAGGGCAAAGGUCAGCCGGGGGAGAUGUUGGAGAAAGCAGCAGAACAGCUGAUGAGCUGCUUCAGAGUUUGUGCCAGCGACAAUCGAGCCGGCAUCGACGACUCAAAGAAGUGGGGCAUGAUGUUUCUGAGCAACCAGCUCUUCAAGAUCUACUUCAAGAUCAAUAAGCUUCACCUGUGUAAACCUCUGAUCAGAGCCAUCGACAGCUCCAACCUGAAGAACGACUACAGUCCGGCUCAGAAGGUCACGUACAAGUACUACGUGGGCCGCAAGGCCAUGUUCGACAGCGACUUCAAGCCAGCGGAGGAGUUCCUGUCGUACGCGUUCCAUCACUGUCAUCGUUCCAGUCAGAAGAACAAGAGGAUGAUCCUCAUCUACCUGCUGCCCGUCAAGAUGCUGCUGGGUCACAUGCCGACUCAUCAGCUCCUGAGGAAGUACGACCUCAUGCAGUUUGCCGACGUCACCAAAUCUGUGAGUGAGGGGAACCUGCUGCUGCUGAACGAAGCUCUGUCCAAACACGAGACCUUCUUCAUCCGCUGUGGGAUCUUCCUCAUCCUGGAGAAGCUGAAGAUCAUCACCUACAGGAACCUCUUCAAGAAAGUGUAUCUUCUUCUGAGGACUCACCAGCUUCCUCUGGACGCCUUCCUGGUGGCCAUGAAGAUGAUGCAGCUGGACGACGUGGACCUGGACGAGGUCCAGUGUAUCCUGGCCAACCUCAUCUACAUGGGUCACAUCAAAGGUUACAUCUCCCAUCAGCACCAGAAGCUCGUGGUCAGUAAACAGAAUCCGUUCCCUCCUCUCUCCUCCAUCUCCUAGACUACGUUACCCACAAUCCCCUCUGGCUGUGAUGCUCUAUUUUUGUUUUGUACUGUAAAAACGUGUUGAAUAAAACAGAUGCUGGUUUCUA
Messenger RNA from Anoplopoma fimbria (sablefish), 1029 nucleotides. Its product is annotated as PCI domain-containing protein 2-like. The record is from RefSeq and is a predicted model, not a curated record. Gene Ontology annotation, biological process: transcription elongation by RNA polymerase II; poly(A)+ mRNA export from nucleus; post-transcriptional tethering of RNA polymerase II gene DNA at nuclear periphery. Bases 60 to 938 code for a protein of 292 amino acids. NCBI's taxonomy places the organism in Eukaryota, Metazoa, Chordata, Actinopteri, Perciformes, Anoplopomatidae. Gene Ontology annotation, cellular component: transcription export complex 2. Gene Ontology annotation, molecular function: RNA binding; double-stranded DNA binding. The transcript has 9 exons.